CAACAAAGAAAGAACAUCUUCAAUAGCUGUAGCAUUGAGUCCCCAGGCUAACGUUCCUUGGCCCAGCUUGAGUCACAUGCCCGUCCCUAAGCCUAUCACGUAGCUCUGAUUGGCUGGGCUGUGGCGAUGCACUGAGAGUUGGUUGGGCGGACAGUGGUGAAACUUUAACCAGAAGGACAGGUCAUGAAUCCUGAUAAGCAAAAAUGUUGCAUUUCUACCACACUCCCCGGCGGCAGGUGGUGCUUUGAAGAUAUUGGUUCUUGCUCCUGGGCCAGCACUCUGCCCAGAGGGAUUGGGAAGGUAUUUGGGAUGAUUCCUGUCUUACCCUGAGGACUGAAGACUCAAAGAAGGCAGCCAUCUCUGCUCUCAUGUCAGCUGCCCCAUCUGUAGGCACUCUCAAAGCCCCUCGUCUGCUGUGCUGGAGGGUGGAAGCUCCCCAGCCCUUGGCGGAGAAAGAGAAAGCCUCUCAGUGCAACGUUAGUCUGAAGAAGCAGAGGAGCCGCAGCAUCCUCAGCUCCUUCUUCUGCUGCUUCCGUGAUUACAAUGUGGAUGCCCCGCCAGGCAGCAGCCCCGGUGUGCUUCCGCCGCUGGUGGAGGAGAACGGUGGGCUCCAGAAGGGUGACCAGAGGCAGAUCAUUCCCAUACCAAGCCCACCAGCUAAAUACCUCCUUCCAGAGGUAACGGUGCUUGACUAUGGAAAGAAAUGUGUGGUCAUCGAUUUAGAUGAAACAUUGGUGCACAGUUCAUUUAAGCCUAUUAGUAAUGCUGAUUUUAUUGUUCCUGUUGAAAUUGAUGGAACUAUACAUCAGGUGUAUGUGCUGAAGCGGCCACAUGUGGACGAGUUCCUCCAGAGAAUGGGACAGCUGUUCGAAUGUGUGCUCUUUACUGCCAGCCUGGCCAAGUACGCAGACCCUGUGGCCGACCUGCUGGACCGCUGGGGUGUGUUCCGGGCCCGGCUCUUCCGGGAAUCGUGUGUUUUCCAUCGUGGGAACUAUGUGAAAGACCUGAGUCGCCUUGGGCGGGAGCUGAGCAAAGUGAUCAUCGUGGACAAUUCUCCUGCCUCCUACAUCUUCCAUCCUGAGAAUGCAGUGCCUGUGCAGUCCUGGUUCGACGACAUGACGGACACAGAACUGCUGGACCUCAUCCCCUUCUUCGAGGGUCUGAGCCAGGAGGAUGACGUGUACAGCAUGCUGCACAGACUCUGCAGUAGGUAGCCCCGGCCUCCGCCCGCCUCCUGCCUGCGCACCCUGGAACCUCAGCCUCGGGACCCGCCUGGCCUCCGCUCCCCCGGGAGCUGAGAGUGAGGACACGCCGUGCUCCAGGCCACGGGGCGAAUGUGGCCAUACCUACCUGGUUUCUUUUUUAAGAACAGAAACAACUAUUUUAAAAUGAACUCUUUUAAUGAAUUUCAUAAAGGGACAUGCAUUUUACUGGAUUUGCUUUUCUUAAAACAUACCAAAAAGGAAAAAAAUGGGAAAAAAAAAAGCUUGGUAUCUAUCAGACUUCCUUUUACAACUGUCCUCCCCUCCAAGCAGACAGCCUGUCCCCUUCUACCCCAGCUCAGAGGAGCUGACCCAACUCAGAAUCUUUUCCUACAGGAUGAAGUGCCUUUUUGAAUGUUAUUUUAAGCUGAGAGUUAAUUUUUCUAUGCGACAUAUUUCCAGACAUCUUUUAGUCUUUUAUUGUCUUAGAUUCUCUAAGAAGAUGAAUAUGACAAUUUUCUAAAACCUGGGAGGUGGGAGGGGGGCGGGUGGCAGGGGAUGGGGGUGAGUCACAGGAGCCUGUCUCCCAACAGGUGCGCUGUCCUGACCACCUGUGGCAUGCCGCAGGGCCAGGCUCCACGAGGAGAUCCUGUGACUGUAUCAGUGUGUUUCUUCAUUUCUGACCCAGUUUGGAAUGUAUCCACAAUCGUGUGGCUCAACGCUUUAGGCAACGAUAGAUCCUUUUGUAUUCUCCAUAUUAUUUCUGAUGGUGACAGAUUUGUCUUGAGGUCACAUUUUUCCCCUCAAAAAGUGGCAUCAUGUCACUUCUGCUUCCACACGACUGCCAUACUUCUGUAUGUUUUUGGUUUGGUUAUUGUUGUCGUUGGGGGUAGAGCAGUUACAGAAAACUCUAAAACCCUUGGAUAGUUAAAAAAGGAAUUCUGUUCAUUGGUUUAUUUUAAAUCUGUCCUUUUCAAAAGCUGGAUACCCAUGGAGCUGUUCGGGAAUUUUCUUUGCUGCUACCGCGCUGCCACCAAAUGGAAUUGACCAGCGGCUGUUACACUGUUCUUUGCCACUGUGCCUACGCUCAGAAUCUGCUCACUGCUAAGCUGCAGACUUGGACAGGGUCAGAAACCUAGGUGUCCCACCCCAUUGAGGACUGCGGACUGCGUUCCUUCUCUGGUGCCCACCUCACAGGUUCAGAAGGGAACAAAGACCAAAGGGCCGGCGCACCUCAUUGGUGUGGCGUCCUUUUCAAACUGCAGGCAGCCUCAGAGCUUGUGCUAAGCUGAGUGUUCUCUCAGGAGAACCUGUGGCCUCAAGCCGCCACCACGCUGAUGCAGCCCAAGUCCAUUUCUUGGGCUUCUCUUUUGAAGCACAGCCUGUUUCUGAGCUGAGGGUGGGGGAGACGCAUCUGGACGUGGGACCCAUUACCCAGAGCCAGGGAAAGAAAGGGCCCCCUCCCUGAGCUGGGGCUCCUUUUGCAGCCUUUUCCAGUGAGAUCUCUUAAGCAGUGCCAUGAUCCUCGUUAGAUAAUAAGAUGGUCUAUAUAAAGUAUUGCUCUUAAAGGUAAUUAAAAAGAACCCUUUCAUGUUGGCACCGUUGCCUUAGUCCUCUAUGGGUCAGGCUGGAGUUCUGGUGGGAGCCACCAGCACCAUGAAGAUUGGAAAACAGUCGGGGGGGGGGGGGGUGUCAAAGUAAAAUUUCUUUUCUGCUUUCAUUCACAAAAUAGUGAAGCCAGCUGCCAGUCACGUCCUCCCAACAGCACUUUGGUCUGCGGACUGCCGUGCUUUCAGGAGAGAAGUAAGUAUUUAGGGGAAACCAGGUCUCCCCACACUCUGAGCGUUCCAGUCAUCCACACACCAGUUAACACAGAAACAGCCCCUUGCUCAGUGUGACCACAGAAAAUGACAGUUAUAUGGCAGGUCUGCACAUGCCAUACACCUUGAUUCAGAAAACUAGUCAUUAAAUGAACCCUCUGCCUUAAAUGUCUUGAAUGUUGCAGUCAAGUGUCUGUCACAUGUUGACAUCCACACAGAAGUCGGUCCUGAUGAGAGCCUUAGGCCCCUCACCUGUGCUCCCUGCUUUGUUGGCAUCGCAAGGUCUUACUUGGACUAGCGGGCAGCGAGGAAAUUCUAGAAUAUUACAGGGGCAUCAAACCUAGGAAUCGUGCCCACUUCUGAUGGAGUGAAGACACUUGGCAGGCUUGAGCCAGAUCCUUCACCUGGUCGUUCCCGAGGCCGAGAGUGCCAUAGCACUGGGCCGGUGCAGAGCUGGUGGGGGUGGAGCCCAGUUCCUGCCACCACAGACACAGAAUGUCUCGGGAGGGCAGCAGGCCCUCCGGGGAGUUCUGGAUUCUGUGCACCUUAUUCGACCCCACUCCAAAAUUCCGUUCUUAUUUUAACCCUUAAUUCUGCUUUAUGUAUAUAAUCAAAAUAUCUAUAUUGAUAUAUAUAUAUUUUUAAUCAUCUACAUGUAAAUGAAGCAAUAGAAUUCUAACAUAAGGCCAAGAAAUGAGAUGAAUGUUUGGGGUUUAUGUUUUUAAGGUAAAUACGGGUAUUGUUUUUACUUAUUACCUUUUAUGAGAUUGUGGGCUUUAAAACCUAAGGAAACCUAUCUCUGUGCCAUAUACUUCCCCUGUUACCAAAACACCCCCAACUCUUAAGCCAAAUGAAAAAUCUGACCUCCUGAGUUUCCAUGGUCCUUUUGGUACCAGGUUAAAAUAGAGUCUCCUGGACAAUUAUUUUUCACUUUAAUAUCUGGAACAGGAUACUGUGGGUCAUGGACUCUGGCUGGGCCUCGAGUGGAAGCACCCAGGCACAGUGGAGGUUGUUACUGCUCUGUCUUCCAUUGCUCUGGAAUCCCACAUGUUGGUCCAUGGUCUCACCCAUUAGCUGUUUGUAAACAAUGCAUCUGUAUCCUAAAAAGAAACACCACCCGUCGUAGCUGACGGCUGGUGGGGAAGCUCCUCUGACGUGGUGCCAUCUUGCUGAGAUGGUCUUGGAGACAGGAGGAUGCCAUAGUGGCACUGACUUGUCAUGGUUGCAGCGUGUGAACGCGUGGGAUGAAAAGGAAGUCUGUAAGUCCAGAACCUGGCAACAUUCUACAGCCCUGUGCAUUCAGGAUGGCCUUCUCAUGAAACCCAGAACCACACAGCCCUAUGGUCAAACACUAGUGACGUUUGUGCCUCUGCUUUUAAAGGUGCUGUGAUGGACAGCUGGCCCGCCAGGGUUCGAGAAGAAUGGAUGGUUUGAAGUGCUUGCCUUUACCUGUGCACAGUCCACUGGCUGCCUCUGUUCCUAUUUUACUGUAAAUCUAAUGGUGUCUGCUGCUGUUCAUUCUCCAGAGAGCUUCUAACACCCCUGCCCAAGGGGUGGAGAUGCUGGUGUCUGGGUAGUCAUGGAUUUCUGUUGGACAUUUGAAUGUGAUAAACAUCACUGGGGAAAUACUACAUGUGGAAUGUGCACGUUUCCAGGGGCAAGCGUUGUCAGUGAAGAGGUUUGCAAUGAUUUCCUUCCUGCCAAAAAUAAAUACGUGAAACCGC
Molecule: messenger RNA, 4746 nt
Organism: Bubalus bubalis (water buffalo)
Lineage: Eukaryota; Metazoa; Chordata; Mammalia; Artiodactyla; Bovidae
Gene: CTDSPL
Product: CTD small phosphatase like
Exons: 8
Coding region: 369-1214 (281 amino acids)
Molecular function (GO): RNA polymerase II CTD heptapeptide repeat phosphatase activity
Source: RefSeq, a predicted model, not a curated record